This is a messenger RNA of Peniophora sp. CBMAI 1063, 732 nucleotides long. NCBI's taxonomy places the organism in Eukaryota, Fungi, Basidiomycota, Agaricomycetes, Russulales, Peniophoraceae. The record is from the annotation of a GenBank genome assembly.
AUGUGUUUCGGGACGUUUGUGAAUGAGGCUGAUGCACUGGAACUGGCGCAUACCGAACUCGAGAUCUUCCGAGGGCCGCGUAGCAUCGGUCAGCCUCUACGCGCAGCGAUACCGUUGUUAGAUUUCGCGCAUCAGAUGCUCCGACCUGUUCACGGGGUCCUCAAGACGUUUCACCUUAUGGAGUCUCUUGACGAUACCAGGCGUUGCGACGAAGCAAGCAAGUCGAUAAGAGAAGUGGAGAUAGGAUAUGCCGCUCGUCUGAAGGAGGACCUCCAUGCGCGUAUACGGGCGGGAGACGCGACGCCUAGUCAAUUGGGCGAUGUUCUGCGCUUUGGAAAUGGACCCCUUACUUCGGCGGACGAGUACAAGAUCGCACUGUCGCUGAUGACUUCGGGCACGGGAGUUGGGGCACUCGUACUUUGGCUCGUCGGGCUCCUUGCAUCGCGUCCGGACCUCCAGGCUGCCGCGCAUACGGCGAUCAGGGCUGAAUACGGUGAUGCGGAUCCGGACCCUCUAGACACGGGACGCGUCGAGUACAUCUCAGCGCUUGUUACGAAGGCGGGUCGCUACUUCGCAAGCAUCACUCUUGGAUUCCCACGCGAGACUAUCGAGGACGUCGAAGUGAACGGCGUGCUUAUACCGCGGGGCACCAUCGUCAUGCACAAUACGUUCUCCAUCAACCGAGAUCCUGCGCGGUACGACCGUCCGGACGAGUUCCUCCCUGAACGAUGA